Varroa destructor (honeybee mite) is the source of this 1120-nucleotide messenger RNA. It is a transcript of the gene Prosbeta3, whose product is annotated as proteasome subunit beta type-3. Gene Ontology annotation, cellular component: cytoplasm; proteasome core complex; proteasome core complex, beta-subunit complex. Gene Ontology annotation, biological process: proteasome-mediated ubiquitin-dependent protein catabolic process. NCBI's taxonomy places the organism in Eukaryota, Metazoa, Arthropoda, Arachnida, Mesostigmata, Varroidae. The record is from RefSeq and is a predicted model, not a curated record.
UGCCACCGGUGACUUGCUGAUUCCCUGCGUUCUGCGGGAGUGUACCAAAGCGCCCCGAGCAACUUAGUAUUCUGACGCAAGUGUCUGUGUAUAUGUGUAUUUAUUAACACUAUUAACAGUUUUUUUUCGGGAAGCAAAGGUUGCUCAAUAAUUAGCCGCCAUGAGUAUUAUGUCAUACAAUGGAGGCGCGGUAAUAGCGAUGACAGGUAAAGAUUGUGUAGGAAUCGCAGCCGACCGUCGACUCGGUGCCCAAGGCCACACAAUUUCAAUCAACUUCGAACGAAUCUUCGAAAUGGGUCCCAAACUGUACAUUGGGCUCCCAGGCCUCGCAACAGACACGCAGACCGUUUCUCAAAGGCUUAAGUUUCGAAUGAAUCUCUUUGAACUACAAGAGAAUCGCAGGAUGAGGCCGGAAACAUUUGCGAAUAUGACCAGUGGACUUCUAUACGAACAUCGAUUCGGGCCUUAUUUUGUUGAGCCUGUUGUUGCCGGUUUGGACGAGAAAACAAACAAACCAUAUGUCUGUUGCAUGGAUCUUCUUGGUUGUAUCACAGAAACGGAGGACUUCGCACUAGCAGGGUGUUGUGAGGAACAGGCGUUUGGCAUGUGCGAAACGCUAUGGCGGCCAAACAUGGGCCCUGACGAGCUUUUCGAAAGUCUAUCUCAAUCACUUCUAAAUGCUAUGGAUCGAGAUGCCAAUACAGGUUGGGGUGCUGUUGUGUAUAUAAUCGAAAAGGACAAAGUUACCAAGAGGUACCUUAAAACUCGGAUGGAUUAAGAACAUCAUGGUGUUGACGACCAUUACAACAACAGCGUCUACAGCACGAGAGUACAGCGUCAUUAUAAUCUUUACGUAUGUUCGGCAGCUUAGCCAACAACUGUUGCUGGAUCAUAUCUCUAAAGCUAUAUUACAUCAAUUUGUAUGACCGCUAGUCUGUCCGCUACAAACAGACAGAAGACCAACUAUGUCUUGUAGUGUUUCGCUAUUUUCUGAGAUAUUACGUUGUUGUACUGUGUGUCCAUGUAGAUGAAUACUAAUUGGCUACAACUAGGGAAUUUUUAUACAAUGAUCACAAAAGGCAUGGGAAGAUCAAUAAACACGUCGUAUUUAACUAAUUAC